This is a messenger RNA of Hyaena hyaena (striped hyena), 1280 nucleotides long. Its product is annotated as transcription elongation factor A protein-like 4. The transcript has 2 exons. NCBI's taxonomy places the organism in Eukaryota, Metazoa, Chordata, Mammalia, Carnivora, Hyaenidae. The record is from RefSeq and is a predicted model, not a curated record.
CCGCCCUGCUGUCCGGUCCCUGCGCUGUCCGCUCCCGUCGCCCGCGCGGAACCAGCUCCUUGAGCUGUCCGGGCGGCGGGCGAGGAGCCAGCGGGCUUCAGCGAGCCCAAAGAGGCGCAGGCCUGCGCCGGGCCCGCAGGUCGGUGUAAAGGACAGGAAAAGGAGGGGAAAUCUCAACAUGGAUAAACUCUGCAAUGGAAACGAAGGAAUGCCUGAGAACCAAGGAGAGAUGGAAUACAAAGAACAGCCACAGGAUAUGGGAAAGCCAGAAGAAGCUUGUACUCUGGAAGACAAGGAAAAGUGAGAAAAUGAGGGGAAAACAAAUUACAAAGGAAAGACAGAAAAUGAGGAAAUAUUAAAGGACAACGAAAAGCCAGGGAGUGCGGCAAAGGCAAAAGAGGGAAAGCCAGCGAAUGAGAGAAAAUCAGUCAGUGAGGGAAAGCCAGAGAGCCAGGGAAAGGCAAAAGAAGAAGGAAAACCUGUGAAUGAGGGGAAGCCGGUGAACAAAGGACAGUCAAAAGAAGGAGAAGCAGGGAGCAAGGGAGAGCCAAAAGAGGAAAAAUCAGAGCGUGAAGAAAAGCCAGUGAAUGCAGAAAAGCCAGAGAGUCAGGAAAAGUCAAAAGAAGAAAAGCCAGCCAGUGAACCAAAGACUGUAGGAAAGUGCCUAUCUGGGGAUGAUGUACCGAGGAAGGCCAAAAGAAAAACCAACAAGGGGCUGGCUCAGUGCCUCAAAGAAUAUAAGGAGGCCAUCCAUAAUAUGCAUUUGAGCAAUGAGGAGAUGAUAAGAGAAUUUGAUGAGAUGACCAGGGUGGAGGAUGAGGUAAAGAAAACCAAGCAGAAAUUGGGGGUGUUUAUGUGGAUGCAAAAAAGUUUACAGGACCCCUUCCACCCAAGGGGCCCAAGGGAACUCAGGGGUGGUUGCAGAGCCCCACAAAGAGGCUUUGAAGAUAUUCCUUUUGUGUAGUGCCUCUGGAAAGCAUUUGUCAGGUCCUGUGCUUUAACCUUAUGCUAAUAAUUUGCUUUAGCUAUCAUUCUUGUUAUCAGCAACCUUUUGACACAACUAUAGCAAGCUAUCAGUAGGGGAUUUUCAUCCAUGUGCAUUGCAAUGACAUUAUAAUUCUUGGGAAAAUAAAGUAGCUUAUAAUAUCUUCUACAGAAAUUGGUCUACUUUUGUAAAGACAUAACUUUAGAUAGCACAUCAGUGCACAGGAAAAAUAGAAACUUUUUUGACCAAAAGGUUAACAGUGGCUCUCUGAAUUAUAAAACUGUGGGAAACUCAA